Odontomachus brunneus is the source of this 2371-nucleotide messenger RNA. RefSeq names its product coiled-coil domain-containing protein 47. Gene Ontology annotation, cellular component: endoplasmic reticulum. Lineage: Eukaryota; Metazoa; Arthropoda; Insecta; Hymenoptera; Formicidae. Gene Ontology annotation, biological process: endoplasmic reticulum calcium ion homeostasis. Gene Ontology annotation, molecular function: calcium ion binding. The coding region runs from base 207 to 1619 and encodes 470 amino acids. The record is from RefSeq and is a predicted model, not a curated record. The transcript has 4 exons.
GAAAUGACGUCGGCACACGCAGUGACUGACCGUGAUUCGUGGCAUGCAGCCGAUGCAAGUCAUUUACGUUCCAUUGGUACAAUUAUAGUCGCGGUAUUCGUUGCAAUUCAUUUCCUCUGUUUGAGAUCAAUGACGAGAAAGAAUUAUCUGUGUAUAUAAAUUUUUUUUUAUCUACUGGUAAGACGUGUAUCCCGAAACAGCGUAACAUGAAAUUGUGGAUUGUGAUAGUGCAUAUUAUACUAGUCGCUACUAAUCUAUGGGUCACAGCGCAUUUCCAGGAGGAAAUGCCAGAAGACAAUGAAUUCGCAGAAUUCGAAGACUUUGAAGAGGAGAAGCUGAGUGCACAUAAUGAACGUAUAGUGGAUUCAGCUCAGAAGAACAAUCUGAAUCAGGACUUUGAGGAGGAUGACAUCCUGACUGCAGAUGGAGACAGUGAAUUCGAUCACUUUCAAGAUGAGGAAGAGUUUGAGGGACUGGAUGUUACGAAUGGUAACACUGGACCCAAAACUGAUGAGCCUUCCACAUUAACUAUUACAAAAGUUCCAUUGCAUCUGCGGGCCAGAUGGGACAGCUUUUAUUUAGAGAUGCUGAUGGUCACCGGACUGCUAGUGUAUUUUAUCAAUUACAUGGUGGGACGUUCCAAAAAUGCUAGAAUAGCUGAGCAAUGGCUGACGGAUCAGCAGCAGGUGUUGGUUGAGAAUUUCUCUCUGAUUGGUCAUACAGACAGAUCGAGCGACGAUACAAACGCAGAGGACAACGCGAACAGCUUGAUGAGAGAGAGCUGUUCCCAGUACAGUUUGUAUUGUUCUGGACGUGUUGGAUGUGAUUCGAUGCUCGUCGAGCUGAAAUUAAUCAAACGACAAGAUCUAGUUGCUGUAUUAGCUCAAUUGAUACGCCCACAAAACGAUCAAGCUCACAUACACGUGGAGAUUUCGAAAGAGGAGACGGAUAAUUUCGUACUGGCUAUCGCUUCGAAGCGGACUGCGAUGCACCUGGCGCGCGAUAUGGCUGACAUUAGUGUGUAUUGCCCAGAGAAACGGCCCGCAGACAAGUUCGGUCUUCCAUCCGGCUUUUGCGUGAUGUCCGAGAUCGCAGAAGCGGCAUCGGCUAUCAUAGACACAAGGGUUCAACAUGUCUUUUCAAAGUUUGCGUCUUAUAUAGAUUACAUUCAUAUUAGCGACCAGUACAGCGGGCGCAAGCAACAAGAAGACACCACUCAGUUGACAAUGCCCGAAGUGAAGAGAGUAUUGUUGAUGGGUAUGAAUAUAAGUCUCAAAGGCCGGGCUUGUGACAUAGAGACUCGGCAGAAACUCAAGACAUUACUCCAUUUUACUUUUUAUCUGCUCGAUAAACUGCGACGGUUUAAAUUGUCUAAAGAGGGCAGGAACAAGGCUGAUAAAAAUCGAUGCAAAGUGGAGGAAGCCUUCCUGAAGACGACGCACGCCGCGAGAGCUGAAGCGGCGGCGCAAAAGCGAGAGGAGCGCCGAAGAGCCGAGAAAGAAAGGAUCCUCCAAGAAGAGGAUCCCGAAAAGCAGCGCAAGUGGGAAGAGAAGGAACAACGUAGGUUGGCAAAGAAGCGCGCCCCUAGAAUGAAACAACUGAAGGUGAAAGCCUUAUGACCGAUUACAAUGGAAACUAGCGAGUGCAAUGCGAAUUUUAGAGAGCCAUGAAUUCGUCAUUAUCAUUGAAAUACUCGAGAGGAAACUUCGUGAACACAUUGGAAAAAUAUAUACUUCGUCCAAAUUAUCUGCGAGAUAAAAAGAGUCAAAUUUAAAUCCUUUGUCAAAUUCUCUCACUUCUUCACCCAUUCUCGCGCGAAGUAUCGAACUUAUCGAAGAAAGUACAAACGACUGUGUGAACAAGAAUAUUCUGCGAAUUGUAAUUUAUUGUAUAAUGUAUACUUUGUUUGCCCUACUGCCAGCUUAUAUACUUAAAUAUCAUAGAUAUUUCGUGUUGAAAAUGAGAAACGUAAUAAACUAGUAUAUACUAUAUAGAGAUACAUAUAUACAUACAUACAUACAUACAUACAUAUAUACAUACAUACAUACAUAUAUACAUACAUACAUACAUAUAUACAUACAUACGUACGUAUAUACGUAUGGACGUAGUAAUAACAAUAUCCAUGCCUUUUUUGAUGCUGCAUAGACGUAUGAUCGAGAACAAUAGUUGUGAAAUUAUUACUUGUUAUAAUUAUUAUCCUACGUCCAUGCUUGUGUAGCAUGUGCGCCUAAAAAAGGAACCUAUAUUAAUAUUCUAGAGAACUUUCUUUUCAUAUCUGAUGUGAAUGUAUUGUUUAACAAUUUAUAUUAUUCUAAAUUUAUAUUAUACUAUACCAGUUUAAUUAUAUAUUUAUUAAAUGCGUUUAAUGUUC